Messenger RNA from Meleagris gallopavo (turkey), 2189 nucleotides. The record is from RefSeq and is a predicted model, not a curated record. Lineage: Eukaryota; Metazoa; Chordata; Aves; Galliformes; Phasianidae.
AAUUCCAUUAUCUGUUUUAGGAAGAAAAUGAAAAUCUUCUCUGAGUCUCAUAAAACUGUUUUUGUUGUGGAUCACUGCCCAUAUAUGGCAGAAUCCUGUAGACAGCAUGUUGAAUUUGAUAUGUUAGUAAAGAACCGGACCCAAGGAAUCAUACCUCUAGCACCUAUAUCAAAAUCACUAUGGACCUGUUCAGUGGAAUCAUCUAUGGAGUACUGCAGAAUAAUGUAUGACAUUUUUCCUUUCAAGAAACUGGUAAAUUUCAUUGUGAGUGAUUCUGGAGCUCACGUUUUGAAUUCUUGGACCCAAGAAGACCAGAACUUGCAAGAGUUAAUGGCAGCCUUGGCAGCUGUGGGGCCACCUAAUCCUCGGGCAGAUCCAGAAUGCUGCAGCAUACUUCAUGGCCUGGUUGCUGCAGUUGAAGCACUUUGCAAAAUAACAGAAUACCAACACGAAGCUCGAACCAUGCUUAUGGAGAAUGCGGAACGUGUUGGAAAUAGAGGAAGAAUAAUCUGUAUUACUAAUGCAAAAAGUGACAGUCACGUUCGGAUGCUUGAGGAUUAUGUUCAGGAAACCAUUCAUGAACAUAAUAAGCUUGCAGCUAAUUCAGAUCACCUGAUGCAGAUCCAGAAAUGUGAAUUGGUCUUAAUCCACACGUACCCAGUUGGUGAAGACAGCCUUGUUUCAGAUCGUCCUAAAAAAGAGCUUUCACCUGUUUUAACCAGUGAAGUGCACAGUGUCCGUGCAGGACGGCAUUUAGCUACAAAACUGAAUGUUUUAGUACAGCAACACUUUGAUCUGGCUUCAACCACAAUAACCAACAUUCCUAUGAAGGAAGAACAACAUGCUAACACAUCAGCCAACUAUGAUGUGGAGCUUCUUCAUCACAAAGAAGCACAUGUUGACUUUUUAAAGAGUGGUGAUAAUCACGUAGGUGGCAACAGCAGAGAAGGUGCAUUUAAAGAAACUGUGACAUUAAAAUGGUGUACUCCUCGAACAAACAGUGUGGAAUUACACUACUGCACUGGAGCAUACAGAAUUUCACCAGUAGAUGUAAAUAGCAGACCGUCUUCAUGCCUUACAAACUUUCUCCUUAAUGGUCGUUCUGUUUUGUUGGAACAGCCACGCAAGUCUGGCUCUAAAGUAAUUAGUCACAUGCUCAGCAGCCAUGGAGGAGAAAUUUUUCUGCAUGUAUUAAGCAGCUCACGAUCAAUUCUAGAAGAUCCCCCAUCAAUUAGUGAAGGUUGCGGUGGGAGAGUUACUGACUACCGGAUUACAGAUUUUGGUGAAUUUAUGAGGGAAAACCGAUUAACUCCUUUUCUAGAACCCAGAUAUAAGAUCGAUGGAAGUCUUGAAAUUCCAUUGGAACGUGCAAAAGAUCAAUUAGAGAAACAUACUCGUUACUGGCCUAUGAUUAUUUCUCAGACUACCAUCUUCAACAUGCAAGCUGUAGUGCCAUUAGCCAGUGUGAUUGUAAAAGAAGCAAUGACAGAUGAGGAUGUAUUGAAUUGUCAAAAAACAAUAUACAAUUUGGUAGAUAUGGAGAGGAAAAAUGAUCCGCUGCCAAUUUCAACAGUUGGUACCAGAGGAAAGGGUCCUAAAAGAGAUGAACAGUAUCGGAUUAUGUGGAAUGAAUUGGAAACUCUGGUACGAGCACACAUUGGCAACUCUGAUAAGCACCAGCGGGUCUUGGAGUGUUUGAUGGCUUGUAGAAGCAAACCCCCAGAAGAAGAGGAGCGCAAGAAACGAGGCAGAAAGAGAGAAGAUAAAGAAGACAAGUCAGAGAAAUCAGGAAAGGACUAUGAAACAGAUAAGCCAUGGCAAGAAUCAGAAAGGUUAAAAAGUCUCUUGGAUCGUGAAAAAGAAGAACUAGCAGAAGCAGAAGUUAUAAAAGAUUCCCCUGAUUCUCCUGAGCCCCCCAACAAAAAGCCUCUUAUAACAAUGGAUGAAAUGCCUGUAGUGGAAAAGGCAAAAGGGCCGAUGUCCUUGCUGUCUUUAUGGAGCAACAGGAUUAAUACUGCCAAUUCUAGGAAACACCAAGAAUUUAUUGGUCGUUUGAACUCUGUCAACAAUAAAGCUGAGCUGUACCAACAUCUGAAAGAAGAAAAUGGAAUGGAAACGACAGAGAAUGGAAAAACUGGACGACAGUGAUUUUAUUUGAACAGAAUUUGGCCAAAUUGCACAGAGGGGGG